CUUAUUGCGUCCUCUUCAAAGCAAACACAGAAGAAUGCGGGCUUGUUGACGUCAUUCGCACCAACUUGAAGUUAGCCCAAAGUAGAUUGCGGAGGGGCUGAAGAGCAAGCAUAACAACAAGCCCGGUGCCUUUUGUUGCGUUUCCCUUUAAGACCAGUGUUAAAAGAUGCGACGCGUCGAGCAUGUGCCGCACGCAUUCCAAGCACCGGUGGAUGUCCACGCCAGUGCAGAUGGCCAGGUGUACAUGUUCAAGAGGAAAGCCAAUGGCACGGCUGCAUCGUCAGAUGACGAGGAGGAGCUCGGUCUGAUGGAAAUGAGACCUAGGAUACUCCAAGAGACAGAGCAGGACAGGAUGGCUAAUUUCCACUUUUUGGAACGGGACUUACUGGACGACGACAAUCUCAACAAGCUGGCUUUGCAAUACGGAUGUAAGGUGGCAGACAUAAAGCGAGCGAACAACCUUAUACAGGAGCAGGAUUUAUUUGCACUGAAAAGCAUCAAAAUUCCAGUUCCGAAGCACAGCUUUUUAAUGGAAUCAAUCACAGAUAUGAGUGACUCCUUAGAGGAAACACCAGUCAAGGUACAGCCGCAUAGAAAACAAGUUAUGGACUUCCUCAUUGAAGUGGACAACGACACGGAGAAGCUGAUCCCUCCCACAGAUGACUGCGACGUGGACCUGUUGGACGUUGGACCCAAAGGGUCCACCCUCAAAGGACACAAGGGCCAGGGAGCAGACUGGGGCAUCCAGUGGUGGAACGCCGUGGUGGCCAUGCUGCUUAUAGGAAUUGUCCUGCCCUUGUUUUACGUCAUUUACUUCAAAACCAAACACAGCGGAGGGGCCGCGUCAGAGGAUGGCACAGUCACGUCGUCCUUUGUCACGUCUAACAACACCUUUGGUACCGGUGGACCUGAGCCAGGAUAGAGCACGUCGAUUGAAUUGCACUAUGCUGAAUGUCUUGAAAUGUGCAAUACUUGCCUCGUCUAAUGUGGGAGUUGGCCUUUAACUAAUUGGCUGCCAUUGAUGGCGAUGGACGUCCAAUACAUUUAGACAGAGGGCUAGCAGCGACCCCUAGUCCAAAUGCCUUGGACGUCCAUCGAACAUCAAUAGCAUUGUUAUAUUGAUCGUCAAAUUCGUCAAAAACAUUGUCUAAAAUUUAUUUUGCUCCAUGUGUGUUUUUUUUGGUAACUUGUUUAAAAAGUUUUUUUUUACUUUACAUUUCUAAAUUAUCAUAGUCAAUCCAAAACACAUCUGCAGCUGCAGUAUUCAUCGUAUUUCCAGUUCACUCUUCUAGAAUUAUCAUUAUAAACCCAUUUUACAACUUAAACCUUGAAGUUAAUGGUUUACACAUCAUUUGCAUGUACAGUGAAUGUGGUGAACGUCCACUAAAUUCCCUUACAUGCAAAACUCAGUGUUACUUUGACAUACUUAAUUUAGAGCAAACUGCUACCUUCUCAUUUCAACAUGGCAUUGGCUGCAUCUUGGGUCAGUAGAGAAAGAGCACAAAAGCUGCAAAUAAGUUUUUCAGCAUAUAGUAAAACACUCAAAUUGUUGAAUAGUGAACUGCAAAUUUGAAAGGAAUACUGUAACUAGACAUGUUCUCUCAUUUAUAGACAGUUGCGUUUAUUAGGUUUGACUUAAAACUGCUGAAUGUUAUGUGUGUUGUCUUUUCAGCUAAUUAAUGGGAGGUUAUGUUAAUGUGUGUCAAGAGUCCUGAUUCUGACCCAGUUUUCAGACUGGCUUUUUUUUUUUUUUUUUUUUAAAUCAACGUUGCAGUGAC
Messenger RNA from Corythoichthys intestinalis (scribbled pipefish), 1778 nucleotides. It is a transcript of the gene lysmd4, whose product is annotated as LysM, putative peptidoglycan-binding, domain containing 4. The transcript is spliced from 3 exons. The record is from RefSeq and is a predicted model, not a curated record. Bases 167 to 922 code for a protein of 251 amino acids. NCBI's taxonomy places the organism in Eukaryota, Metazoa, Chordata, Actinopteri, Syngnathiformes, Syngnathidae.